UUUCGUUCAAAGGAAGAUGGAGAAGGUGAUGAGAUUGGCCUCAGAGAAGGGAGUGGUGAUGUUUAGUAAGAGCUCAUGUUGCAUGUGUUACUCGGUCAACAUUCUUUUCCAUGAACUUUGUGUGAACCUCAUGGUUCAUGAGCUCGACCAUGACCCUGAAGGAAGGGAAAUGGAGAGGGCACUUAUGAGGAUGGGUUGCAGCACAAGUGUGCCAACGGUCUUCAUUGGUGGUAAGUUGAUGGGAUCGACGAAUGAAGUUAUGUCCCUCCACCUUAGUGGCACACUUGUUCCAUUAAUCAGACCAUAUCAAGUUAUGUCCUAAAUGGUCUCGCUGCUCUGAUACCACAUUAAAAGUAUAUGUUCUCUCCUUAGGCACUAUUUUACCUAUGAAAUCCUCUAUUGUACCAAGUAGUUGUUCUCCUCAGCUAUUUAUUAGCUUGCUAUAUCAAUUUAUCCUUCUCUUUCUCCUUA
Molecule: messenger RNA, 471 nt
Organism: Telopea speciosissima
Lineage: Eukaryota; Viridiplantae; Streptophyta; Magnoliopsida; Proteales; Proteaceae
Product: glutaredoxin-C13-like
Exons: 2
Coding region: 17-322 (101 amino acids)
Source: RefSeq, a predicted model, not a curated record